AUGGGCGGGAACCAGUCGGUACCGAAGAUCACUGCCCAGGACCGUGCAAUACUAGAGUCAAGAGAUAAAAUCAAGCAGUAUCAGAAGAAGAUACAAGGAAUUCUCGAGCGCGAACAUGAGAUAGCGAAACAGCAUCUAGCUGCAGGACACAAGGAUCGCGCUCUCUUCGCGCUGCGCAAGCGGAAAUAUCAAGAGAGUCUGCUGGUCAAGACGGAUGGGCAAUUAGAGAACCUGGAGAAGCUAGUCUCGACAAUCGAGUUCUCUUUGAUCGAAGUGUCCGUGUUGCAUGGAUUGCAACAAGGUAACGAGGUGCUCAAGGAGAUACACAAGGAGAUGAAUCUAGAGAGCGUGGAGAAACUGCUGGAGGAGACGCAGGAGGCGCGAGAGUAUCAACGGGAAAUUGAUGAGACGCUCACUAAUUCCUUGACCGUUGAAGAGGAAGAGGCCGUACAGGUUGAGCUGCAGGUUCUCCAGCGAGAGGCGACGGGCGAACAGACGCAGCCUCCUAUCGAACUGCCGUCUGUUCCAUCACGGGAACCGGUGGCUGCGGUGCCGGAAGGAGCGGCUGAGGCAGGACCGCGAGAACGUGAGCCUGUCGCGGCGUAACGCAGGGUUGAGAAUAUAUAUGACACCUUGACUAUCUUACAUCGUACAUACUGUAGCAGCAUACCAUAUAUCUUACUUGUGGAUCACCAAUUAUCGAAGUUCCCG
Messenger RNA from Laetiporus sulphureus 93-53, 711 nucleotides. RefSeq lists its product as uncharacterized. The coding region runs from base 1 to 606 and encodes 201 amino acids. Gene Ontology annotation, cellular component: multivesicular body; ESCRT III complex. Gene Ontology annotation, biological process: late endosome to vacuole transport via multivesicular body sorting pathway; vesicle budding from membrane. NCBI's taxonomy places the organism in Eukaryota, Fungi, Basidiomycota, Agaricomycetes, Polyporales, Laetiporaceae. The record is from RefSeq and is a predicted model, not a curated record. The transcript is spliced from 7 exons.